Molecule: messenger RNA, 590 nt
Organism: Eupeodes corollae
Lineage: Eukaryota; Metazoa; Arthropoda; Insecta; Diptera; Syrphidae
Exons: 3
Coding region: 104-493 (129 amino acids)
Source: RefSeq, a predicted model, not a curated record
CUCAGAGCCUCAGAGCUAACUGACAUAGUACUUUGGUACACUUCUUCAUCUCGUAGAAAAAUUCACAAAUUCUUCAAAAAAAGCUUCUAACAAAAUUUUCAAAAUGAAAUUCGUUGCUCUUUCCGUUUUUGUAAUUGCUGUAUUUGCCAUUAAUAACGUCCAAGGAUUUUAUCAAGAAUAUUGUGCUUGUCCAGCACAAAUAGUUGAAAAGCCCGUUUAUGUUAACUGUCCACCACAAACCGGGGGUGGAAGUGGCGGUGUUAUCGGUGGAGGAAAUAACUACCCACAAGACAAUUGUUAUCACCCACCCUGCGACCCGACCAAUAGUUUUCCCGUUUGUGGAGCAGUGAAUAACAAUUGUAAAAUGUUCCCAUGUUUGAAUGCCCUCUACAAUGAAAAAUGUGCUCAGAAGAUGAAUAUCGAAAAUGUUAACAUGAUGUACUGUAGUGGAAAGUCUGUGGGUGGAACCUACACGCCUUGUAAAUUAUCUUAAAAUUUUUGCAGCUCCAUUGAAUGAAUUUUAUGAAAAAUAAAGACAAUAUUUCAUACAAAAAUAAGGUUUUUUAAAUUAAUAAAUGUGAGAAUCCAAA